AUGACUAUUCAUCUAUUGUAUUUUCAUGCAAAUAGGGGGCAAGAAAACUCUAUGGAAAGAUGGUGGUUUAAUUCGAUGUUGUUUAAGAAGGAGUUCGAACGCAGGUGUGGGCUAAAUAAAUCAAUGGGCAGUCUUGGUCCUAUUGAAAAUACCAGUGAAGAUCCAAAUCGAAAAGUGAAAAACAUUCCCAGUUGCAGUAAUGUUGAUUAUUUAUUCGGCGUUAAAGACAUUCGGAAUUUCAUCUCUGAUGACACUUUUGUAGUUAGUGAUAGGAAUGGAGACAGUUAUUCCAUCUAUUUUGAUAUUGAAAAUCAGAUUUUUGAGAUUGACAACGAUCAUUCUUUUCUGAGUGAACUAGAAAGUUCUUUUUAUAGUUAUCGAAACUCGAGUUAUCUGAAUAAUGGAUUUAGGGGCGAAGAUCCCUACUAUAAUUCUGACAUGUAUAAUACUCAAUAUAGUUGGAAUAAUCACAAACAUAGUUGCAUUGAUAAUUAUCUUCAGUCUCAAAUCUGUAUAGAUACUUCCAUUAUAAGUGGUAGUGAGAAUUACAGUGACAGUUACAUUUAUAGGGCCCUUUGUGGUGGUGAAAGUCAAAAUAGUAGUGAAAACGAGGGUUCCAGUAUACAAACUCGCACAAAGGGCAGUGAUUUAACUAUAAGAGAAAGUUCUAAGGGCAGUGAUUUAACUAUAAGAGAAAGUUCUAAUGAUCUCGAGGUAACUCAAAAAUACAGGCAUUUGUGGGUUCAAUGCGAGAAUUGUUAUGGAAACAAUUAG
This is a messenger RNA of Capsicum annuum, 774 nucleotides long. NCBI's taxonomy places the organism in Eukaryota, Viridiplantae, Streptophyta, Magnoliopsida, Solanales, Solanaceae. The record is from the annotation of a RefSeq genome assembly.